CCCGGCAACACAAAAGCAAGUACCAAAACUCGCCCCCCUCUUCUCCGAUGCCGCGGAGGCGAGUGAGGUCGAAGCUGGUGCUGGGAGGACGCCGCGUAGCACGCUGCGGCAGCGUGCUUCUCGUAGUAGUAGUAGCGGUGGUGACGCGGCAGAACGCCGCCUGGCGGAAGCGGGAGCGGAACAAGGGGAAGGGGAUCGUGUGACGCCGCGAGAGGGAGCAGAGGAGCAAGGGGGGAAGGGGUUGGAGGAGGAGGGGAAGGAGGGGGAGGAGGGGGAGGAGGAGGGGGGGAGCGAGGAGAGAUGGGAGGAGACGGGGUUACAGCACAUACUCUUCAACAUCGCGUCGUCCAAAGGCAGCUUCGCGAAGCGCGCGCAGUACCUGCGCGCCUGGUGGCGCGCCGAGGAGGACUCGCUCCGUGGCUAUGUGUGGGUGGAUGACGUGGCCGGCAUUCCCAAGGCGCUCCGGUGCCGCGCAGGCCGGGGUGGCGGCGGCGUCGGCGGAGGCGGAGUCCCGCCUGUGCGGGUCAGCAGCAGCGCGGCGCACCUGAGCUACCGGGGGAGCGGGCUGCGGGACUACGUGCGCAUGGCGCGCAUCGUGGUGGACGCGUACCGGCUGCGCGAGCGACGCGUGCGAUGGUACGUGAUGGGCGAUGACGACACCUUCUUUAGUCCUCACGCCAUGGCGGCGUUCCUCCAGCAGUACGACCACCGCGUGCCGCUGUACCUGGGCGCGGCGUCUGAGACGCACGGGCAGAACGUGGAGUUCACGCGCGGCAUGGCGUUCGGCGGGGCCGGCUUUGCCAUCUCCGCCGCGCUGGCGCGCGCGCUGAGCGAGGGCGAGGGCGCGGGCGAGGAUGGAAUGGACACGUGCUUGGAGCGGCACGCGGAGCUGAGGGGGAGCGAUGACCGCGUGGCCAGCUGCGUCGGCGAGCUGGGGAUCGCCCUCACCCCGUCUCCUGGCUUCCACCAGUGUGACUUGCGGCACAGUCUGUUUGGGCUGCUCAUGUCGCACCCGCUGCAGCCCCUCCUCUCGCUCCACCACUUCGACGAGCUGGACCCCAUCCUCCGCCCCGCUGGCAUUGCUGACAAGGCGGCCGGGCUCGCCACGCUGGCGGAGAGGAUACGGCCCGACCCGGUUGGAUUUGCACAGCUGGCAGUGUGUGGAGACGGUGCCAAUUGGACAGCCGCCAUCUCGUGGGGCUUCGCCAUCAAAAUCUACCCCGGGGCGCGGCUGCUGUCGGAGCUGGAGCGGGUGGAGCGCACAUUUGUGUCGUACCGGUGGCGGGGGGAGGCCCAAUCCUUCACCUUCGACACCAGGCCCUCGGAGCCUGAUGCUCUGGAAAACAGGGCGUGCGGCCUGCCUUUCACCAUGUAUGCGACGCACGUGGGACAGUUUCCACAGUUGCAGCAGUUGCAACCACCCUUCAAUGUCACACAACGACCCAUCAGCUCCCCUGGCUUCAACGGUACUCUGGCCGGGUCCAGGGGUGCGAGCAGCAGCGAGAUAAGCAAGGAGCAGGUGCCGUUGGUGAGUGUGUACAACCGGACAUCGCGCAGCACCGCACUCGACCGCUCCCAUUGCCCGCUUCCAAUCCAGAGAGUGACCUCAGCACGCAUUAUUAGACCACACGGUCCAAUGCGGUUGGGUGAUGGGCUCAAACACGAAGGGGAGGGUACUGGGUGGUCAGGGCCGAAUUUGAGGAGGCAACGGUGCUCCCGGAUUGAGAUAAAUAGCGAGAAGCCGGACGAAUUGACUUUAACCAUUUGGUUAGAAGACUUUUGAAAUGUGUUCGAUCUUUAUUUUGCAUUGGUGUUCCUCGUGUAAAGUUUUAGAGCCGUCGAGUAGUAUGUUGUAACUCUGUAACCCGUAAUGAAUAAUGACAAGCCUUUUAG
Molecule: messenger RNA, 1893 nt
Organism: Closterium sp. NIES-67
Lineage: Eukaryota; Viridiplantae; Streptophyta; Zygnematophyceae; Desmidiales; Closteriaceae
Source: the annotation of a GenBank genome assembly